Molecule: messenger RNA, 3109 nt
Organism: Hydractinia symbiolongicarpus
Lineage: Eukaryota; Metazoa; Cnidaria; Hydrozoa; Anthoathecata; Hydractiniidae
Product: D-glucuronyl C5-epimerase B-like
Exons: 4
Coding region: 35-1675 (546 amino acids)
Biological process (GO): heparan sulfate proteoglycan biosynthetic process
Cellular component (GO): Golgi apparatus
Molecular function (GO): heparosan-N-sulfate-glucuronate 5-epimerase activity
Source: RefSeq, a predicted model, not a curated record
CUGCAUUAGAGGUGUGAUUAGUUGGUGUUUGAUAAUGUGGUGUAAGAAGUUGUUUCGUGUAGCAAAUGGAAAGGGUAUGUUGUGGAUUGUCUUCUUAAUUGUGUGUAUUUGGGUAUAUGUUCACCACUCCUCAUUUCUAUAUACUAAAACAUAUGGAAUAAGGCGUAAUUUGUCAUCAACACAAAUGGCUGUCGUAACAGGAUACAACCGUCGUCCAAGUGUAAAACUGAGAGAUGUUGACGUAAAGGUUAACAAGUUAAAUUUAUUUGUUGGCAAAAAAAUUGGAGAUGAUCUUUAUGUACCAUUUACAUUUUUACGAAAGUUUUAUGAAAUUGGUGGUGAUUUUGUUACAGUUAGGCCAGGUGUUUACGCUAAACCCCUGGAGUUUAGUUGGUCGCACACAAAUAGUAUUAUUAACCCAUAUGAAUUAAACUUUAAAUUGUAUACCACAUCAGGUGUGUACUUGUCUUUUGAUGAAACUGAUGUUGCUAUCAGAAGUCGUGUAAAGGCCAUAAGUGGAGAAUACGAAGUUCCAGUUACAACUCAAUGGGAUGUAAGAGGGUAUUAUUACCCAAUCCAAAUUGCUCAGUAUGGGCUAUCACAUUUAAGCAAGCUGUACAAGGACCAACAAGAAUAUGAGGAGAGAGUAAUUGACCUAACAUCAGAGGAAUCAAGAAAAAAAUUUGCUGUAAACGAAAAGGAGAAGCUUAUUGUUAAAAUUAAAAUGAAGAAACUCACACCCUUUAUUGUGCAAGUUUUUGCUGAUGAUGGCAAAAAAUAUACAUUGCGAUACAAUACAGAAAAAACAUUUGUGAAAAGAAAAACAAGAAUAAUCACCUAUGGUUUAGGAAUGCACCUAAGAAAAAAUACCAUUGUUCGAGAUUUAAAUGUAGAUUUAGUAAAGGGGCUAUCAUUCAUUGAAGGAAAAAAACAAGGAAAAACAGUUAACAUAAAAGUUGUUAAGCUUCUGACAAUAUUAUUUAAACACAUAAGUUACGUUGAAAAGUUAUCACUGGUUCAAAUAGAUCAUCUUGCAAAAUUUACAGCUGCUGCUGACUGGCUUGUUCACUUUCAAGAUGAUGUUGGUGGGUGGAGAAAUAAUGUAAGUAGGACAGUGAUCAAAGGUAUUUUGAACAUCAAACCAGGUUGGUACAGUGCCAUGGGACAAGGACAAGCUAUAUCUUUGUUAUGUAGAGUAUACUCUCAUACUAAAGAUAAAAAAUAUUUAAAUGCAGCUGUGAAAGCCACAAAAGUAUUCAAUAUUCCAUCAGAACAGAAUGGUGUGCUUGCCAUGCUAUUUGGAAAAUACCCAUGGUAUGAAGAGUACCCAACAACACCUUCACUCUUUGUUUUAAAUGGCUUUAUUUAUUCUUUACUUGGGCUAUAUGAUCUUUCCAAAACAAUCGAAGAUAAAGAAGCAGAAAGGUUAUUCCAACAAGGAUUUGAAUCCUUGGAAAAAGUAUUGCCUGUCUAUGAUAAUGGACAUGGAUCUUUUUAUGACUUAAGACAUUUUUCUGUUCCAGGCUUUUCACCUAAUAUUGCAAGGUGGCAAUAUCACCGAGUUCAUUUAGAAUUGCUAGAUGCUAUUGUUAGCAUUACAGGUAGUAAGUCUAUUAAUAGUACUCUACAUCGCUGGAUUAAUUAUGCUGCUGGUAUACUAGCUCGACAUAACUGACCAGUCCAGAAUCCUUGUUUCAACAAUGAUCAAGUUCUGACCAUAUUUGACAAUGAUAGCUUUAUAUAUCUUCUUGACUUGACUAACCUUUUUAUCCCAAAUCUUCCUUAAAAAUAAAAACUGACAGACCUGGUUAUGGUAUAAAAAAUAUUAGAUUUUAUCUUAGAUUAUUUAAAAUGUACAUAGCUUUUACUUGUUUGUAAGAAUUUUUUUUAAUAAUAAAAUGACCAGAAGAAAAGAAUAUGUGAUAUGAAAACACUUAAGUACCUUUUUUAAUUUUAAACUUUUUUAUGUGAAUUAUUUACAGCUUUUUCUGAUCAUUUGUCAUGAAAUGUUUGAAAGUUAAAAUAUAGCUUUAGGCUAUCUAUAUUGACACGUUCAAACAUAGAUGGCUUUGUUCUUAAAUUUCUUUUUUGUCUAUUUUUAAAAGAAAGAACACAUUGAGAAAAGUUAUCUACAACUUUAGAAGGUAUUUUAGAUCAUUAUUGUAGACUACUUUAACUUGUAAUAUGUUUAUGACUGGUUUAUCUAUAAAUUAUAUGUAUAUAUGAGAAAAAAUUAGUUAAGUGUGCUUUUUUAGUUUUUAAAGAGAAUUGUUUUAAAUCUCAGGAAUGUCAGUAAUUUUUAAGUUAUUACCAUUCGGUUAUUACGCUGAGAUAUAGGAGAUAUCAUUUCAACUACUUUUCUUUACCGAAUACUUUAUUGUUAGAAAUUUUUGUUGAAAGAAAAUUUUUGGUUUUGUGGUUUUCAAAAGUUUGCAAAAAUAAAUUUCCGCGAAAUUUUAAGGCAAAGCAAAAUAAAUUUGGUGAAAUUUUGAAAUUUUGAACUGCAAUAAUAAAUUUUUUGAUAUUCUUUUUAAAAAAUGUACUUAAAGUAUCACAAUGUUCUGCUCGCAAAAAUUUAUGAAAAUAAAGUACAAAAGAUUUUGCAAAAGUUGAUAAAAUGUGUUUAUUGUGGUGCAUGGAAGAGUGUUUAAAUUGAGAAUAUUAUUUUAAAUAGCGUUUGUUUAUAUUUCGGUGUUUUUAAAUUUAAAAUUGUGUAGGUACAAUAUUUACAAUAUAUUUGUCAUUAUUUAUUUGCUUACUGUUUAUGUAUAUUUGAAUUUUUUUUAUUUUAUGCUUUUUUGAGAAACAUUUAAAAAAAUUAUGUUUUUAAAUACAUUGGAUCACCAAUUUAGUACUUAUACUACCCUUAGGUGGGAUGCUUAAGAGAAGGGGCUGUUCACAAUAUCUUUGAUAGAAAUGCUUUAUUGGUGAUUCUAAGUUAGUCAUUUGAUAAUUGAAUUUUCAGGCAAUAUAAUUCCAUUUAAUCUUAAUGUUUUUAUAUUUUUAUAAUAAAAUAUCUAUAAUCUUUUUAUUUUGUGUAAUGUAAUACUCUCUUGCAUACUUAUCAAUAAAUGGUUUGAACAGUAGAAUAAAAAUAUGUUGUGAAGAA